Carassius auratus (goldfish) is the source of this 2305-nucleotide messenger RNA. Its product is annotated as connector enhancer of kinase suppressor of ras 2-like. The record is from RefSeq and is a predicted model, not a curated record. NCBI's taxonomy places the organism in Eukaryota, Metazoa, Chordata, Actinopteri, Cypriniformes, Cyprinidae. Gene Ontology annotation, biological process: regulation of signal transduction. The coding region runs from base 649 to 2286 and encodes 545 amino acids. Gene Ontology annotation, cellular component: cytoplasm; membrane. Gene Ontology annotation, molecular function: protein binding. The transcript has 13 exons.
AGGGCGAACCAGCGUGCCCUCAUUAAAAUGAAUACGGCCGAAAGCCUUUUAUCCUCGUGGGAAAUAAACCGAGCGCGCGAGUCAAAUUCACUUUGCCGCGCCACCCACAGGAGGAGCGCGCGCCCAAUUGAAUCAACGCUCGCCGCCGCUUUUGGAAGCGACGUUCACUUGAGUCCCCGUGGGUACACCGCUCAUUCUCUCUGUCUUACUCUAUAUACCCACUAGUCCACCUCUGAAAGGUACAGACCCCUAAAGAGGAGAAAAAAACGAAGGGAGGGGAAGGGAGAAACAGGAGAGACUGCAGUCGGUGCAUGGCAUGAAGAAGCGGCUGUUGGGGACCCGGCUGGGUAUGGCACAUUACGCCAGGAUCUGAACUGAAACUGGGACCUGGAUUGGGCUCUUAGAUAUGGGUGUUAUAAUAAUAAGAAACCAUUGAGUUUGCAGGAGUAAAGGGGUUAGAAUGUGCUUGAUGUCGUUCGGUGUGACGCUUUUUGAUGCGAAAUUCCGGAUGGGAUGAAAUCGCGUAACCGGGGGCCAAAUCUAGGCGCUAAACGUGACACCACCGAUCUGAGCUCCCCAGAGCUGCGUUAAACCACAUCUUCUGCCCUUCGGAGACGUGCUGAGGGGACAACCACAGAAAGUUUCGCGAUGGCACUCGUCAUGGAACCCGUCAGUAAAUGGAGCCCCAGUCAAGUUGUGGAUUGGAUGAAAGGUCUGGAUGACUGCUUGCAGCAGUAUAUAAAGAACUUUGAACGGGAGAAGGUAGGAGGUGACCAGCUGCUAAGGAUCACCCAUCAGGAGCUGGAGGAUCUGGGCGUAUCCCGGAUCGGACACCAGGAGCUGAUCCUGGAAGCUGUGGACCUGCUGUGUGCUCUGAACUACGGGUUGGAGACUGAAAACCUGAAAACUCUCUCUCAUAAGCUCAAUGCCUCUGCCAAAAACCUGCAGAACUUCAUCACGGGCCGCAGACGCAGUGGUCAUUACGACGGCCGGACGACCCGCAAGCUGCCCAACGAUUUCCUCACAUCUGUGGUGGACCUCAUCGCUGCUGCUAAGAGCCUUCUGGCCUGGCUCGAUAGGUGUUACUUCUUUUGCAGGUCACCAUUUGCUGCCGUAACAGAUUAUUCCGUGACCAGGAACAACGUGAUUCAGCUGUGCCUGGAACUCACUACUAUAGUACAGCAGGACUGCACCGUCUAUGAAACCGAAAAUAAGAUCCUCCAUGUGUGUAAGACAUUGUCUGGAGUAUGUGACCACAUCAUCUCACUGUCGUCAGACCCCCUGGUCUCCCAGUCGGCACAUCUGGAGGUGGUUCAACUGGCUAAUAUUAAACCUACAGAGGGUCUGGGAAUGUACAUCAAAUCCACAUAUGAUGGGCUUCAUGUUAUCACAGGAACCACAGAGGGGUCUCCAGCAGAUCGCUGUAAGAAGAUCCACGCAGGUGACGAGGUCAUCCAGGUGAACCAUCAGACAGUGGUGGGCUGGCAGUUGAAAAACUUGGUAAGCUCUCUGCGAGGGGACCCUGCCGGUGUGACAUUGACCCUGAAAAAGCGUCCCCAGAGCACGCUCACCUCCGCCCCAGCCCUACUAAAGAACAUGAGAUGGAAGCCCCUGGCCCUCCAGCAGCCAGUCGUUCCCAGGAGUCCCACCAGCAGCUCGGCCACACCCACAAGCACUAUCAGCACACCCUCCAAGCGUGAUAGCUCCGCCCUCCAAGACCUGUAUAUCCCGCCCCCUCCAUCCGAGCCUUACAUACCCAGAGAUGAAAAAGGCGGUCUCCUGAGUGAAGGCGGGGUCCCUGUUGCAAAAGGUUCAGAGUCACCAAACUCAUUCCUGGAUCAAGAGUACAGACGACGAUUUCCUCUCAUGGAAGAAGAAGCCGUUCUUUACUGCUACGAGUACGACCCCAGCCAUGGACCCACAACGUCCCGUCGAGACAGCACACCCACUUACGGUCGUCUGAGGCCCAUCUCUAUGCCUGUAGAGUAUAACUGGGUUCCUGAAUACGAGGACCCAGCUAGAAUGAAGAGAGAAGGUCGGAGAGAAAACACUCUGUUGCGGUAUGUAAGUGAUGAGAAGGCGGCUGAUCUGGCUGGGCGUAGCAUGAAGAGAGACACGGGAAAACGUGGCAAGAAGAAGAGCGAAAAGAGCGGGAGCCCCACCCACUACGCCCUCCUCCCAACCCUUCAAAUGGAGGUGCUCCGUCAGGAAUCCAUGAACACGCCUAACCCAGACUCCACCUCUCUUUACCAUGUGAGUAGUAUGUCUUCUGUUCAAGUAUUCUGAAGGGAGUUGGUUUAUUCUG